AAUGCUGCCGCUCCUGGAGAGCCCCGCGGGGUCCGGGACGGCCAGGGGGGCACCGCCCGCUGCCCUGCCGCGGGGCCCGCACGGGGUUAACCGCACCUUCUUCCCUUUCUUCUCGGAGUUCAAGGGGGACCAGCGACUGGCCCUGAGCGUCGUGGAGACGGCCGCGCUGGCCCUGAUCUUCACGGCGUCCCUGGUGGGCAAUGUGUGCGCUAUCCAGCUGCUGGCGCGCCAGCGGCGCCGGGGCACCACCGCCUGCCUGGUGCUCAACCUCUUCGGCGCCGACCUGCUCUUCAUCACGGCCAUCCCGCCGGUGCUGGCCGUGCGCUGGACCCAGGAGUGGCUGCUGGGCGACCUCGCCUGCCACCUGCUCGUCUACGUGAUGAGCCUGAGCGGCAGCGUCACCAUCCUGUCUCUGGCCGCCGUGAGCCUGGAGCGCCUGGUGCGCAUCGUGCGCAUGCAGCACAGCGCGCAGGGCCCGGGGCCCCGCGUCCGCGCCGCGCUGCUGGCCUUCAUCUGGCUCUACGCGGCCCUGUCCUCGCUGCCGCUCGGCAUCUUCUUCAGCGUGCGCCGCCAGCCGCUCGGCGGCCGCAGCCAGGAAGUUCAGAUUUGUACAUUGGUCUGGCCCAGCAUCCAAGGAGAAAUCUGUUGGGAUGUGUUGUUUGCGAUUUUGAACUUCUUUGUGCCGGGAUUGGUUAUUGUGAUAAGUUACUCCAAAAUCUUACAGAUUACAAAAGCUUCCAGAAAAAGGUUGAACGUCAACCUGGCCUAUUCGGAAGACCGCCACAUCCGGGUCUCCCAACAAGAUUACAAACUGUUCCGGACUCUCCUUGUGCUCAUGGUCUCAUUUUUCAUCAUGUGGAGCCCCAUCAUCAUCACUGUUUUCUUGAUCUUGAUCCAGAACUUCCAGCAGGACCUGGUGAUAUGGCCAUCCCUGUUCUUCUGGAUCGUAGUGUUUACAUUUGCCAACUCGGCGGUCAACCCCAUUCUGUACAGCGCCUCCCACUUUCAGAAGGAAUGGUGGAGGGUCCUUUUCUCCUGCUCCGUGCUGCCUGAGAAGAACAACAUGGCUACGGACACUUCAGUGAGAAGAAAUGACUUGUCUGUGGUUACAGGCUGAUGACUUCACUGGUUGUGGGUUUUUUCACCCAUGUGCAUAUUGAGGGACUGUACACAGUUUAUACCAGCAUGGUUUAGUUUGGGGGCUGAGAGUGCAUUAGGUAAGGUUUUCCAUGUGGUGGUCGCGCCCCUCAGUACAGAUAUGCCCUCCUUUAAGACAUUUUGCUAUACGAAAGUUGAUUUUUUUUUUUUUUAA
Sarcophilus harrisii (Tasmanian devil) is the source of this 1312-nucleotide messenger RNA. RefSeq names its product free fatty acid receptor 4 (gene FFAR4). The record is from RefSeq and is a predicted model, not a curated record. The coding region runs from base 2 to 1117 and encodes 371 amino acids. NCBI's taxonomy places the organism in Eukaryota, Metazoa, Chordata, Mammalia, Dasyuromorphia, Dasyuridae. Gene Ontology annotation, molecular function: peptide binding; G protein-coupled receptor activity. Gene Ontology annotation, cellular component: membrane. Gene Ontology annotation, biological process: G protein-coupled receptor signaling pathway. The transcript is spliced from 3 exons.